Messenger RNA from Aspergillus campestris IBT 28561, 1215 nucleotides. RefSeq names its product RNA-binding protein. Gene Ontology annotation, biological process: mRNA splice site recognition. Lineage: Eukaryota; Fungi; Ascomycota; Eurotiomycetes; Eurotiales; Aspergillaceae. The record is from RefSeq and is a predicted model, not a curated record. The transcript is spliced from 5 exons. Bases 1 to 1215 code for a protein of 404 amino acids. Gene Ontology annotation, cellular component: cytosol. Gene Ontology annotation, molecular function: mRNA binding.
AUGUCUUUCCAGAACUUCGAUUCGUUCCAAAACCAGCACCCCGCUGCUGACGCCGCCGCCGCCGCGUCUGGCGCUCCCGCGACCGCGGAUACCGCCAUGACCGGCCAGGCCGACCCCGCUACCGCGUCUUUCCAGGGUCCUGCUCCCGGCGAGCCCAACUCUGCUGCUUCUCAGCAGCCCGCCGAGGGCAAGACCACUCUCUGGAUGGGUGAGCUUGAACCUUGGAUUGAUGAGAACUUCGUCCGCAACCUGUGGUUCCAGAUGGGUGAGCAGGUCAACGUGAAGAUGAUCCGUGAUAAGUUCUCUGGGAGCAACGCCGGCUACUGCUUCGUCGAUUUCACGUCGCCCGCCGCUGCCGCCAAGGCUCUGUCUCUCAACGGCUCUCCCAUGCCCAACACCAACCGCCUGUUCAAGCUGAACUGGGCUACCGGUGGUGGCCUGGCUGAUCGCAGCCGUGAUGACCGUGGCCCCGAGUACUCCAUCUUCGUGGGUGACCUCGGCCCCGAGGUCAACGAAUACGUCCUCGUUUCUCUCUUCCAGAGCCGCUUCCCGUCCUGCAAGUCCGCCAAGAUCAUGACCGACCCCAUCAGCGGCAUGUCCCGCGGUUACGGUUUCGUGCGCUUCUCCGACGAGAACGACCAGCAGCGCGCCCUGAGCGAGAUGCAGGGUGUCUACUGCGGCAACCGCCCCAUGCGUAUCUCCACCGCUACUCCCAAGAACAAGGGCCCCGGUGUUGUCCCCGGUGCCAUGGGUAUGCCCGGCCCGGCCGGCAUCUACCCCCCCAUGGGUGCGCCUCCCAUGGGCUUCUACGGCGCUCCCCAGCCCAUGAACCAGUUCACCGACCCCAACAACACCACGGUCUUCGUCGGCGGACUUUCCGGCUACGUCACCGAGGACGAGCUCCGCUCGUUCUUCCAGGGAUUCGGCGAGAUCACCUACGUCAAGAUCCCCCCCGGAAAGGGCUGUGGCUUCGUUCAGUUCGUCCAGCGUCAUGCUGCGGAGAUGGCCAUCAACCAGAUGCAGGGCUACCCCAUCGGUAACUCGCGCGUGCGCCUGAGCUGGGGUCGCUCCCAGAACAACUCCGGCCCCGCUGGCAGCCCUUACCGUCCCGCUCCUCCCCCUCCUCCCAUGUACCCCUCGAUGGGCAUGCCCCCCGCUGCCCACCAGUAUGGUGGCUUUGCGCCUAUGAAGUAUGUUAACGAAGAUUUUCAGUAA